This is a messenger RNA of Ilex paraguariensis (yerba mate), 654 nucleotides long. The record is from the annotation of a GenBank genome assembly. Lineage: Eukaryota; Viridiplantae; Streptophyta; Magnoliopsida; Aquifoliales; Aquifoliaceae.
AUGGAUUUAGAGGGGUCGCCGGCCCUCAAUGGAUUCCACAUGCCUGCAGAGUGGGAACGCCACUCCCAAUGUUGGAUUGGUUGGCCUGAGCGUCCGGAUAACUGGCGAGACAAUGCAGUGCAUGCUCAACAUGUAUUUGCUAAGGUCGCAACUGCAAUAUCGAAGUUUGAGCCCGUCACUGUAUGUGCUAGUGUUUCUCAGUGGGCCAAUGCGCGCAGACAGUUACCGCAGAGUAUCAGGAUUAUUGAGAUGAGUAUGAAUGAUUCUUGGUUUCGUGAUACUGGGCCAACUUUUGUGGUGAAAAAGGAUAAAUCGAGUUCAGGGGAUCUGGAGCAGAAGGUUGCAGGAAUUGAUUGGCGCUUCAAUAGUUGGGGUGGUAUUGAUGAUGGUUGUUACAAGGAUUGGAGUCUUGACCUUCUCGUUGCGAAGAAGAUUCUUGGUAUUGAAAGGCUUCCUAGAUUUCCACAAUCUAUGGUUCUUGAAGGUGGAAGCAUCCAUGUAGAUGGAGAAGGGACUUGCCUCACUACUGAAGAGUGCCUCUUGAAUAAAAACAGGAACCCUCAAUUGACUAAAGAACAAAUUGAGGAUGAGCUUAAAGCAUAUCUUGGAGUCAAGAAGAUUAUUUGGUUGCCUCGUGGAUUGUUUGGUACAUAA